ACCUAUCUACGCAUCUACGACGGUUGUUGACUCCAGCUCCUAAGGCUUCUCCGCCCUUUGCCAUCCAGCCAACAAAUGAACAUUAUAAUCUCUUGUUUUCCGAGGGCCCUAGUCCUCCUAUGUUUACGCCAAAUAAAGGGGGUUCCGGUGGUUCUGAAGACAUAUCCGACCGUGAAUGGCAAAUCCGGACAGGCCGCGCCAUCUAUAUCCUACAGAAAACGCUUCCUGAUUUCUUCGAUGUUGGCCUUGUAUCAAGCAUAGACCCCACACAGACCCCGGCUCUCAUUGAUUCCAGAGAAUCGCUUUCGCCAGAGGUAGAAAACAUUUACAGCCCGAAAGUGAGGUUGACGUACACACCCCCUAUUGCCCUUCCCUCGCCAUUUCCAAGAACACUUGGCCUCGAAGGACUGCCGUUGUACCUGGCUUCGUCUGUCUUUAUCCGGCACACCAUGAGAACACUGUAUUCAGACCUUCGCGUAGAAUUACGCAAGGUGACGGUGCAAGGGUCACUAUCCUCGCAUUCAGAAGGCGCUGCAGCAGGAACCCACUCGAAUCACCAGCGAGACAAGAGUCUCUUCAUUGGCCUGAAUGUGUAUGGCACGACACGUGUCAGUGGUGGUGCCGGGCAAUGGCAGAUAGACUCGACGUACAGCUUUUCGCCUAUCUCUGGGUUGAUACAGACGCAUACCAUCGACUCCAUCCAUCCAGCACCGCAUCUGGCUGCAUAUGAUGCGCUACGAGCGUCGCUCAGCAGUGUGUUCGGCUUCGGCGGGCCAGGGCCAGGAGAUAUUCGACCAGGAGAAGUUCGGGCGGUUGAUGGCGAUAAAAGGGUGAUCUAGGCUGGUUUCUGUAUUUUUACCGCGCUCAUUUCUCCUCUUGUACCUAUUGCCUCGCUAAGCAAGAGAUGAGCUUGAUUGACUCCGUGUCUUGUCGUGGGCCAUUGUGGGAGUCAGCAAAUAGCGUAUCCACAUCCACUACAGCGUUAGGCUGGUCUCUAGCCAGACCUAUAGAAGACGGAUGACCUACUUGCACACGAGAUCUAUGAUUU
Suillus clintonianus is the source of this 1048-nucleotide messenger RNA. RefSeq lists its product as uncharacterized. NCBI's taxonomy places the organism in Eukaryota, Fungi, Basidiomycota, Agaricomycetes, Boletales, Suillaceae. The transcript is spliced from 4 exons. Bases 120 to 839 code for a protein of 239 amino acids. The record is from RefSeq and is a predicted model, not a curated record.